Messenger RNA from Spodoptera litura, 4072 nucleotides. It is a transcript of the gene Mer, whose product is annotated as ezrin/radixin/moesin family protein merlin. Gene Ontology annotation, molecular function: actin binding. Lineage: Eukaryota; Metazoa; Arthropoda; Insecta; Lepidoptera; Noctuidae. Gene Ontology annotation, cellular component: cytoskeleton. The record is from RefSeq and is a predicted model, not a curated record.
CGGAACGGAACGCAGUUCUAAUAAUUUUUCUUCAUUCACCUUCGCUUUACUUGUUUCAUUGACGUUUUUCUUGUUUGUAAAUAAUAAUUGCUGGAAAUAGUACGCAAUGUGAAAUUGUACGCAUUCCUCGUUCCAUUGCACAUUACGUAAACGUUAAACAUCGUUUAGUAGUCGAAUUGAUAGCGCAAGAAAUAUCCUAACCUAAUGUGUGUCUUGUUCUACUGAGGUGUUGAAGCUAUGAUAGAAGAUAAUGCCUCAAUUUAGAAGAAAAAAGGCGUCAAAGUCGUUCCCAGUUAAAGUGUGUACGCUAGACGCUGAAUUGGAAUUUAACCUUGAGUGGAGAGCAACAGGAAGAGACCUAUUUGACCUAGUAUGCAGGACUAUAGGCCUGAGGGAAACAUGGUUCUUUGGGCUGCAGUUCGAGGACACAAAACAUUUUAUAAGCUGGCUGAAGUUGGAUAAAAGAGUACAAGACCAAUGUGUCUCCCAAAUGCCGGGCACUCCAUUCAUGUUACUCUGCAAGCUGUACCCUGAGGAUGUAGCCGAGGAAUUAAUACAGGAGGUGACACAGCAUCUCCUGUUUCUACAAGUUAAGCAAGCGAUACUCAGCAUGGAUAUCUACUGUCCCCCGGAGGCCUCCGUCCUGCUGGCGAGCUAUGCUGUCCAGGCUAAGUACGGCGACUACGACGAGAGUGCGUACAAGCCUGGUAUGCUGGCCAGCGAGGAUCUAUUACCACAGCGGGUCAUCGACCAGUACCAGAUGACGCCGGAAAUGUGGGAGGACCGUAUUAAAAUAUGGUAUGCUGACCACAAAGGGAUGUCGCGGGAUGAGGCCGAAAUGGAGUAUCUCAAGAUAGCACAAGAUCUAGACAUGUAUGGAGUCAACUACUUCGCUAUUAAAAACAAGAAAGAAACAGAAUUAUACCUAGGAGUAACAGCGUUAGGUCUAAAUAUAUAUGAGAAAGAUAACAAAUUGACUCCGAAGACAACAUUCCCGUGGUCUGAGAUCAAGCACAUAUCGUUCGACGACAAGAAGUUCGUCAUCAAGUUCGUUGAGAAAACUACGAAUAACUUUAUAUUCUUCUCGCCUAAAGGAAUGAAUAAAUUGAUACUAGACUUGUGUAUCGGUAACCACGACUUGUACAUGAGGAGACGGAAGCCUGACACCAUGGAGGUGCAGCAAAUGAAGGCACAAGCCAAGGAAGAGAAACAGCGUCGUCAGAUAGAGCGCAAUAAGCUAGCGCGAGAGAAACAACUGCGUGAAGCGGCGGAGCGUGAGAGACAGGCCAUGGAACAACGGCUCAGGCAGUACCAGGAGGAAAUACGACUCGCUAAUGAUGCACUGCGUCGUUCAGAAGAGACGGCUGAGCUUCUAGCAGAGAAGGGAAGAGUCGCAGAGGAAGAAGCUUCUCUUCUAGCGCAGAAAGCAGCCGACGCUGAACGAGAGAACGCCAGGCUCCGGCUAUCUGCUAUCAAGACUGAGGAGGAGAAGGUUCACUUAGAAAGAAAGACUCGCGAAGCAGAAUAUCUAACAGCGCGUUUGGUAGAAGAAUCGGAGAAGCGGGCGGCAGAAGCGGAGAGAUUAAAAGCCGAACUUAUAGCCGCGAGGAUGGCGGAGAAGCAGGCGAAAGAGAAGCUUCUAAACUUCCUGAGCAGAACUUCCACCGGGUCUCUCCCACCCGUCAGCAAGCCUUCGAGGAAGUUUGAGGAGCUGGAGACUAAGAUGACUGAGAAGCAGUCCAGUGAAAAACUGAUCAGCUAUUUGAAUGAUACUUACAAUGGAUCUUGGGAUCUUGGUCCUCCGUCAUCGACGGUCCCGUCCAGUUUGUUCCCGUCAACAUGUUCGUUACCGGCGGAGCUAGGGGGCGAAGUCUUACAGAACGGCACCGCCACCGUCACGGAGCCCGAGCUCAACUCAUACCAACUUGUACCUGAUGACUCUGAUCCUCAUAUACAUCGGCUGUCUUUGGAGAUUGAGAAGGAGAGAGUGGAAUAUUUAGCAAAAUCGAAGCAUCUUCAGCAACAACUAGACGAGCUGCGUUGCGAGUUUUCAGUACUCCGAGUAGACCAGUCUACUGCGACAUUAGAUAGACUACAUGAAGAACAGACCAGGGCUGGUGAUAACAAGUACUCCACGCUGCGGAAACUGAAGCAAGGGUCUACUAAGACCAGGGUCGCCUUCUAUGAAGAGCUGUGAGAUAUUAUGGUACUCGUUACCGUGUUCCGAGAGAUGCAUAAGUAGGUAAACUAUUGAUGAUACAUAAUAGUUGGUAACAUUAUUGUGACCAUACAGGGACAUACAGGCGUGUCUCUGACGAAUGACAGUAAUCACCAGACAGUUUACCAACCGUGGUGAUUUUGGUGAUUAACGAAAACUGCGAUUAGGUAGUAACAAUGAAUUGAUUUGAAAGGACAAUACAUUAAGAGACGCAUAGUAUCUAUGAUAUUUGAAGUUUUUCUUUAAUUUCUGAGAAGGAAUGAUUUAAUAAUAACAUUUUAGGUAUUUAUGUUCUCAAUUUUGACCUAUGACUGUUGCUAAAAGCAAUUAUGAACCUUAUUUUUACAGUAUAGAGGUUAUUUUACAAUAAACCGAUUUUGGUUGGAAAAUAUUCAAUUUUUUUUUAGUAGUGAGUUCAAAAUAUUUUUUCAUGUAAUUAAUGUGUUACUAAUAUUAUAAAAAUAUGUAGGUAAUGAUUUGCAGAAAAAUGUACAAUUAGUAUACACAAAUAAAUUAAUCGAAAUUUCUACUGAAUUCAAAAAGAGGCUCAUAUUCAUAUUACAUUUUUUAUAUGAAAUAUGCUUCAUAUGGUAUAUCGCUUAUUAUAUGGCAUGUAUAUUGUAUAUGCAUAAUAAUUUAUAUGUAAGUAUAACGACAUUAAUGAAAUCAACGAAAACUUAAUGCGGUACUAGCGCCCGAAUACUGAAAGGUUACUCAAUUUUAAAUUGGCCCCUGUCAUGCAGAAAAGGUCCAGCCCACAUUUUUAUUACUUUUGAGUAAUUUAAGUUUAAUGUUGGGCAGAUAAUAGAACAAUCAUAUGACACAGUACCUAUUGAAUAGGAACUAUAUAUGAUUACUUUAAACUUCAUUUACUCAAAUGUAAUAAAAUGUGGGUUGGAUCUUUUCUGCUUAACAGGGUCCAAUUGCGUUUAAUUAUAGUUCUGUCGCUACAAAUUCUAUGUAAAAUGACAGGGAUGGCACGAUAUUUAAGAACAACUUUGAAUUGUGUAUAGCCAUUCAGUAUUCGGGCUCAAUAGGCUUGUAUCCUAAGUUUUAUUUUAAUGUCCGUCUGGUAGAUUAUUUUAAAACAUUAGACAUGUAUUUUUUUCUUUUCUUACAAAAUUUAAUACUUUCGACGAUAUAUUGAUUUGAAAUAUCGUGUGACGUCACGAUUUCCUACAUUUUAUAGUGUAGCGUGAUUUGACGACCUUCCAUUUCUAAACUUAACUCCGUUUUAUCUAUUUUAUCUAAGCAUUGUUUCUUAUACAACAAAAUUAAAAAAAUAUGUGUCUAAUAUUUUUUUCAUUAUGUAACUGGCGGUCUAAUUACAUUUUUAAUUUUCAUACCCUAUCUAUGUCUGUUUUAUACAACUUUCAAAACUAUUACCGACUUUCUUUAAUUAAUUUUAUUAUUGCAGUCAAAAGUUUUAAACCAGUUACAAAUUUACUUUUAAUUUACUUUUUUUAAACAAAUAUCAAGGCAGGCAGUCAAAGUCAGAGGCACAACAAGGGCGGUUAUGACUAGGUUCUUUUAAACUCUUAAGAAAAAAAAAGCCCCGCUUAGUGGGGCUCGUUUAAAAAUUAUGACAAUAAUAAAUAUGAAUUUUGGUACAGAGGUACCAUAGAUACGGUAUAUGAUAAAAGUAUAUCACCAUGAACGAAACGUAAUAAAAUCAUUAGAAAAUAUAUGAAAUGCAAUUAUUGAAAUUUAGUGUCUUCUAUGAUAUUUUGAACAUCCAAAUUUUGACUUAUUUGGUAUAAGUAGAUGCGUUACUAGGAAUCGUGUACAUAGUAUAAAACAAGUGCCUUAUAUUGAAAGUAUAAUAUUCAUAUUACAUAGUACAUAUAUAAAAUA